Messenger RNA from Laetiporus sulphureus 93-53, 2730 nucleotides. RefSeq lists its product as uncharacterized. The coding region runs from base 1 to 2730 and encodes 909 amino acids. Gene Ontology annotation, cellular component: endoplasmic reticulum. Gene Ontology annotation, biological process: GPI anchor biosynthetic process; fungal-type cell wall organization. The transcript is spliced from 18 exons. The record is from RefSeq and is a predicted model, not a curated record. Lineage: Eukaryota; Fungi; Basidiomycota; Agaricomycetes; Polyporales; Laetiporaceae.
AUGCGAGCACACACCAUACUUGUGCACGUGGCUUUUCUCGGUGCUUUGUUCAUAGGCUGUGCUCUGCAAUACAAGAAAAUUGUGAAGAAUGGCAUUGCCGGAUACCCAGAGGAGUGGUUUCCUCAUAUUGGUGACUGGUAUCCAGAGCGGAAUGUUUUCCAGAUUCUGAUCGCUCUGAACUCUGGAUUGCAACUCGUGCUGGUUCUCAUGCAGUACUACCUUCAUCGAAAUUCAAAUUCCUGGCUCCCUGGGCUCGUUAUGGUCGCUGGCGUGAUCAAAACGCUGUCCUGCGGUGGUUGGAUGUAUAUCACCUUUACAGAUGACCACGAUGCACACGAUGUCCUGAUAAUUGGAUAUAUUGUUCUCAACCUAUCAUGGAUGUUCGAGUCACUUGCGAAUACUCCCAUGCAAUAUACGCAUGCUCUGUGCAGAAGACACCAGAUGGCUACAGCAUGUCACAAGGUCCAUCGCAUUCCAGGAGCAUAUACAAAGUACAGCUUUUUCGAGUGGGGGCUGAUUUUUUUCGACGUGAUGUUCGACUCAGCUGUCGAGCUCGAGGUCAAAGCGGCCAACCUCCAGAAAGUAACCCAAGUGAUCACCAGAGCAGAUAGCUCUGAGGCUGUGGCCGUCUCUCCUGCUGGCUCGUCCCUAGACCAAUUAAGAUCUGCUGUGAACUUUCUGAGUGAUCUAUACCUGUCCUUCAUUUACUGGUUGAUAUUCACCUCACUCAUGCUGACAUUCUUCUACUUCUCCAUUUGGGAGCUCGCUAUCAUGGGCCAUGAGCUGUCCCUACUCUCUGUCCUCUCCCCCAUGCUGCUCGGCAUGCGGCCCUUCCAACGAUGGUGUCACACACACGUCGGGCACACCACGCUGCAUGUCUUAUCACUGAUGGGCUUGGGCACGUACAAGCUGGAGAGCUCGCUGCAUCGGCUGUUUGCUGUGGUGUUCGCCACUAUGGUGGUGAAUGUGGGAGCUGCGGUCAAUUGGACUGACAUGACAGACGAGGGUGUGGGCUAUCAUAGCAUGUUGAUGGGUUUAGGGUUCCUGCUGUCGUCUAUUGCAAAAUAUGCAAACCACUCCAACAAUCCAGCAAGGACCUCUUCAGUUGCAAAAGCGCCAUCUGUCAAAAACGUGCAGGAAUCUAUCAGGUCCUGGCUACGCAAUGCCAUCUCCCUCAGCACGCUCAUCUUCACCCUCCACUGCCUGCUCACAGACCCCGGCACACUCAUCACCUGGUCCUGGACUGGUUACCCAAUCAAAGACCCCGUCCUGCACCUACACGACUCCUUCACACAUGUCGCACAGGCCCUUGGGCUCUGCCUCCCCCUCCUCCUCCUCUCGCUCUCCAGUCUGCUCUGGUUCACAUGCAGCUGCGCCAGCACAUAUGCGCUGUACAUGCUUUCUGACUGGCUGGGGUACGCGGGCAGGCUGGGCUUCGUGGUGUUCCUCAUGUCGAUCACCCCUGGGUUGCUGCAGCGCACAGCGUGGAUGGGCCAUGUCGUGAAGACAUACUUUGUCAUGUGGUUCGUGGUGAUCGUGUUCUAUUUUGCGAGCGUGUUCAUGGUGGCAUAUGCAUUCGUGCCCUGGGGGGAGGUAUACUUCUGGGAGCGGACGGACCUUGUCCUGCUUGCACAAAUGGUGGAGAUAGCUCUGGCAUUUGACUGGUCAUGUGGCAAGGUGUCCGCUUCGCAUAUGAGCCUAACAAGACCUGUGCACACUGCCAGCUAUGCUGCGCUCUCCCUGCUUUGUGCGCUCUCACUGCUCGUGAUGAUGUACAGGUCGCCGGUGGCCAUCAUUCAGCUGCACUGCCCCAGCUCACACCUCGUCCAUGUGGGGAUAUGGACAGUACACUUUGGCAUUGACAAUGAGGGGAGGGACAGCCAGCGGCACAUGAGGAACUUGAUCAAAUGCAUGUGUGUGAGUGUGGUCAGGGCGGUGGAGGCUGAUGCUGAUGCUGAUCGGUGGGAGGGAUAUGGAGUUGGACGUCAUCGGGCUGCUGAAAACGGACCUACACAUGAGCUCCUCACCCGAAAACAGUAUGUCGAUAUUGGUCCUGGUCUGAACAAGCACACAUGGGGGGCUGUUCUUCUUUCCAAAAUAAUGUCGAUUAUCAACUCGACUCAUCAUCUGCUCCUGUCCCCCAAUGGUGAGCUUGCUCCUGCUAUAGAGGCUGUGCUGGACAUGUACGGAACACCGGUGACAGUGGUCAUCGCGCAUAAUGGACAAGAGAAAACACCACUGCAUUGUGAGCUUCAAGCUACAGAGUUGGCUCACAUCAUGUCAAAGUCAUAUCCAGAUCCUGUUUUGUAUCUCGGAUAUGUAGUCAUGCAGCCACUGGCACAAAAACCUGUGCCCUAUGAGAUCAUGGUAACUGAUGGCCGUGUGCACGACAUCGAUGAGACAGAUUGGGACAGAUGGUGCGAAUACAUAUUCUACCAUGGCCUCUACUGCAUCGCAUAUGCUCGUGUGUCGAGGAGCACUAUCAUGGACACGGAAAUGCAAAUCGAACAGUUUGUCAUACUGCGACCAGAUUCGGGUGCAAUUGCAGAUGAUCAUGAUUCUCGAUACCUGCGGACAUGGAAGGAAGAACUCCCGCCAGACCACGUAUGUCGUGUGCUUUGGCUUGGCCUGUACAUGGUUGCUAAAACAACCGGGGGCGUAAGAGGACACUUCUACCAUGUCUUUGAUAUGCCUUUGUACUACAAGCUUCCGGAGGGAGUUGCAUUGUAA